UGUUUCAGCAACGGCUUUCUUUCCCAUCGGUUCAGUCUGCCCCAAGCCUGCUGGCUGCAACUUAGGACCAGUGGGUCAGGCCAGGGCUGUAUGAGCCAUGAACAGCUUCAGGGGUGCCUUUCUAAUCUGGGCAGUGGCAGCAUGGGCUAAAAUGGACACAUCUCGGGGACCGACCGAUGAGGCUGGGUUUCAAAAUUGCAAGAAUGCCUUAAAAUUGCCCGUUCUGUCCGUCUUACCUGGAGGCGGCUGGGAUAACCUGCGGAAUGUGGACAUGGGACGGGUGAUGGAGUUGACUUACACCCACUGCAGGACCACGGAAGAUGGGCAGUACAUCAUCCCAGAUGAGAUCUUCACCAUUCCCCAGAAGCAGAGCAACCUGGAGAUGAACUCCAAAAUCCUGGAGUCCUGGGUGAACUACCAGAGCACCACCUCCAACUCCAUCAACAUGGAGCUAUCUCUUUUUUCCAAAGUCAAUGGCAAGUUCUCCCCUGAGUUCCAGAGGAUAAAGACCCUUCAGGUGAAGGACCAAGCUGUAACUACCCAGGUUCAGGUAAGAAACCUGGUCUACACGGUCAAAAUCAACCCAGAUGCAGAGCUAAGCUGGGUGUUUAAGAAGGAGCUCAUGGACAUCUCGGAGCGUCUGGAGAACAACCAGACCCGGAUGGCCACCUACUUGGCAGAACUCCUGGUCCUCAACUACGGUACCCAUGUCAUCACCAGUGUGGAUGCAGGGGCCGCGCUCAUCCAGGAGGAUCACAUCAGGUCGUCCUUCCUGCAGGACAGCCAGAGCAGCCGCAGCGCCUUGACCACGUCCGCUGGAAUCACCUUCCUGAACAUUGUCAACUUCAAAUUCGAGGAGAACUACACCUCACAGAACGCCUUCACCAAGAGCUACCUCUCCAACCGAACCAACUCCAGAGUUCAGAGCAUCGGAGGACUUCCGUUUUACCCAGGCAUCACCCUCCAGGCCUGGCAACAGGGCAUCACCAACCACCUGGUGGCCAUGGACCGAGCUGGCCUGCCUCUGUAUUUCUUCAUCAACCCCGAACAACUGCCUGACCUGCCGGGGCCCUUGGUGAGAAAGCUGUCGAAGACGGUGGAAGCGGCUGUGCGCAGGUAUUAUGCGGUCAACACCUACCCCGGCUGCACAGAUCUCAACUCGCCCAACUUCAACUUCCAAGCCAACACCGACGAUGGCUCUUGUGAGGGGAAGAUGACCAAUUUCUCCUUUGGGGGAGUUUACCAGGAAUGCACCCAGUUCUCAGGGAAUGAGGUUGUCCAGCUCUGCCAGAACCUGGAGCAGAAGAAUCCGCUGACCGGCAGAGUGUCCUGCCCCUCUGGUUACUCCCCAGUCCAGCUGCUCACCCAGACCCACGAGGAGGGGUACAACCACCUGGAGUGUUCGCGCAAGUGUACCCUCUACAUCUUCUGCAAGACGGUGUGUGAAGACGUGUUCCGAGUAGCCAGGGCUGAAUUCAGGGUGUUUUGGUGUGCAGCCAGUGGGCAAGUACCCGAAAACUCGGGGCUCCUUUUUGGCGGGCUCUUCAGCAGUAAGAGCAUAAACCCUCUGACCAAUGCCCAGUCAUGCCCAGCCGGCUAUUUUCAACUGAGACUUUUUGAAAACCUCAAGGUAUGUGCCUCUCAGGACUAUGAGUUGGGAUACAGAUUUUCCGUCCCCUUUGGUGGGUUCUUUAGCUGUGCAGUGGGGAACCCCUUGGUGGAUUCUGCCACAUCCAAAGAUCUGGGGGCGCCUUCUCUAAGAAAGUGUCCGGGGGGCUUCAGCCAACACCUAGCCCUCAUCAGUGAUGGGUGCCAAGUGUCUUACUGUGUCAAAGCUGGGCUUUUUACAGGAGGGUCCCUGCCCCCUGUCAGGCUUCCUCCUUACACCCGACCACCGCUCAUGAGUCAGGUGGCCACCAACACUGUCCUGGUGACUAACCCCGAGACGGCCAGCUCCUGGAUUAAAGAUCCCCAGUCCCACCAGUGGCGGCUGGGGGAGCCCCUGGAGCUUCGCAGGGCCAUGAGAGUCAUCCACGGAGACGGUGGGGGUCUGUCUGGAGGAGCAGCCGCGGGGCUCACCCUGGGGGUGACCGUCGCCCUGGCAGGGGUCGUUGCCCUGGCCAUCUAUGGUGCCCGGAAGUCCAGGAAAAAGGGAUACCAGGUGCUCCAGGAUGAGAAGCAGAGUUUGGCUGCAGGCACUGCUGUGAAUGGAGAUGCCCUUGACCAAGAGCAGGCACAGAGUCCUGCUUAGACUCUCCCAGGACACCGUUUCUCUCCUCCCUGGUCAGGCCUUCAACUUGUUUUUCAUUUCUUUUUCUCUCCACUUCUGCCCUCCUAAAUAAUGCUGUGUCAAGUGCAACAGCAGUCCUUGUGGAACUGACUUUCUAGGUCUCUGGGCCAGGAAAUAGACAGAGCUACAUGGACAGAGUUGGGAGAGGGAUUGGAGGGCAGUUGUGGCUUUUUAAGCAAAAGUCAUCCUAAAACUUGAGGGGGUCAUCUCUUCUUGAUGUGUGUCAUUAUCUUCACCUAAAAGCUAAUGUGUAAUAAGGACAAGGGAGAAGGUUCAUAUUCAGAUUUGAAGAUGCAUUUAAUCUGAGGUCAGUCAUGGUUUCCAAUUCAUGAGCUCUAAGGAUGUCUUUAAAUGUUACCCUCCUGCUAUUUUGUGUUUUUUUAAAGCAGUCUGGAUUUCACGCUCCCAGAAGAGCCCCCAGAAGAUGCAGGAGGUCCUGCUUGGCUCUCGCAUUUCAUUUUUGAGGUACUGAUGACUGUGUCAUCUCCUCUGGACCAUCUCAGUGUCCUCUGAGCCAGGAGAGGGUGCCUAGACCAAACCCACUCUUUUCAAGCUCCCCACAAUUAAGACAGUGAGGCCAGGCCACUCUUGGACUUCAGACUAGUGUCAUAAAGCCCUCAGAGAAUACUUUAACAUUUAAACCUCUCUUAGGAAGGUCAAGGGAGAAGAGGCGGUUUGGAGACCAGCAGUGAGUGAAGAAAGGGUGAAAGCUAGAAAAGAUUCUGGUGCUCUUGGGGAACUGGAAUUCUUACCCACAACCAGCUGCCUGGUUUCACCUUCUCAGCUUAUCAUAAGUGAGGCAAAGAGAAGAGCUGCAGGUUUGGCUAGAUCAAGCAUGAUGCUCUCAUGUUCUGUUACUCAGGUACCAUCCCUCCCUCUUCCAUAGAUGACCACCUCCCCUUUCUAAUCUCGCAUCAUGUGGGGGAAUCACACCCCCCUCAAUGCACACGUACACACACCUCACAUUCCAAAAAUUUUUCUGGGGGUGGAAGACAAGAAAGAUGCAAGAAGUCAAAGUAAACCCACAUCAAAUUAUCACUUCAUCCCCAAAAUCUGAAUAAGAUAGAAAAACUCCUAUUAUGUAUCCUGUCCUUUUCUUUUCUCCAGCAGAAAGGAGGUUGACAUGAUCAAAUCAAUGUUAAAUGAAAUGAAAUGAAAUGAAAAAAGACACCCAACAUCAUUUGUGGCACAUUUAUUCCAGCCCCACACUGACUCCCCUGGGACACCUCCCAGGAUGCGUGAUUGUCACCUGGCAUUUGACGCUUUGCCUAAUUUUAAUAAUGGUCUCACCUAACUGUAAUUAUUAGGUUGACUCUGUUAAUAUUCAGCACCAUUUUUUUAAAGCUAUGUAUUUCUUCACCAAAUCGAAUGUCAUGGAUGAGUUAACUUCUAUGAAGGAUAAUUUGUCCCAGCCUCAUUUAACACCUGCAGUCAUGAGUUUGGCUUCUACCAGGUCCUUCUUCUGGGAGCUUGAACUGUCCCAGAUUGUGGGAAGACAAGAGGGAGGUCACACAAUCACUCCCACUGCAAUACAGAGGAGUGACUCAGAACUGGAGCUGUGCUCUCAGUCAGACGGAGAUUUCUACAACCUCUGUACUAAACCCCUGCUUCUUAAGCAUUAAAAUGCCUUCCCUCACCUCUGGGGAUUUGUGGGUAUGUUUCAGCCAAGCUAACCACUUUCCUGCUGAUACUGACUUCCCCGUAAGUUCUUUGAAGAUCAUUGAGUCAGAUAAAUAAAGUAUACCUUUAACCUCUGA
Molecule: messenger RNA, 4047 nt
Organism: Cervus elaphus (red deer)
Lineage: Eukaryota; Metazoa; Chordata; Mammalia; Artiodactyla; Cervidae
Product: macrophage-expressed gene 1 protein
Exons: 1
Coding region: 98-2251 (717 amino acids)
Biological process (GO): defense response to bacterium
Source: RefSeq, a predicted model, not a curated record